Messenger RNA from Haliotis rubra (blacklip abalone), 546 nucleotides. RefSeq lists its product as uncharacterized. The record is from RefSeq and is a predicted model, not a curated record. The transcript has a single exon. Bases 1 to 546 code for a protein of 181 amino acids. Lineage: Eukaryota; Metazoa; Mollusca; Gastropoda; Lepetellida; Haliotidae.
AUGGUACAAGGUCCUCUUGGGGACAUGGAGGAGAUGGUACAAGGAUCCUGCUGGGGACAUGGAGGGGAGAUGGUACAAGGAUCUGCAGGGAGAUGGUACAAGGAUCUGCAGGGACAUGAAGAUAGAUGGUACAAGGUCCUGCAGGGACAUGGAGGGAGAUGGUACAAGGUCCUGCUGGGACAUGGAGGGAGAUGGUACAAGGGUCCUGCGGGGACAUGGAGGGAGAUGGUACAAGGAGAGAAGGAGGGAGAUGGUACAAGGAUCUGCAGGGACAUGAACAUAGAUGGUACAAGGUCCUGCGGGGACAUGGAGGGAGAUGGUACAAGGUCCUGCGGGGACAUGGAGGGAGAUGGUACAAGGUCCUGCGGGGACAUGGAGGGAGAUGGUACAAGGAUCCUGCGGGGACAUGGAGGGAGAUGGUACAAGGAUCUUGUGAGGGGACAUGGAGGAGAUGGUACAAAGGUCCUGCGGGGACAUGGAGGUAGAUGGUACAGGGUCUUGUUGGGACAUGGAGGGAGAUGGUACAAGGAUCUGCAGGGAGGAUGA